AUGAUUGUGCUCUCCGCGAAGGUAGAGCAGGGCCGAAUGGUGCAGCAGUUCCAACUAGUCCGCUCUCGCUCGGCGACACCAGCCCAAGCGAAACAUUACGCCGCACCAGAGUCGCGUGAGCCCGACAGGCUUGCUUUCGCUAUGGGAGAGGCACAGAGAACCACUCCUAGGGACUAUCAGCUACAGUGUCUGGGGAACUUCAUAGUGACUGAAGGCCUCACGGGCCUUACAAGAAGUGAUCGAGCAUCCGGUUCUGGGUAUAUCGUCCGAGACAGUCUGCACCACCAUUCUCAUGGCGUACUACGAGGUGAGCCCUCCGAAGCAAAUAUCCUCAACGGCAUUCUAACAUCGAUAUCUUUUCCACGACUAGAUGAUGAUGGCAGAGAAGAGUGGCUGCUUCAGCAGGAAGACUGCGUCCUGCUUCGCCAUGGCUGGCAAGAUAUCCACCUGGAGACGCGCGGGAAGUUCGGAUCCGCAAUGGUAGACCGAUUACUUGUACUGUUCGGCCGCAUACCGUCUUUGGUCAGACUGCGAAGCUGGAGGUCCUCUCCACAUCUCAUUAGCAUGGACCAGGUAACAGAAUAUACAAAGUCGCUGCAACAUGGACUUGCCUCCCUCUCCGCUGGGUCUCGGGAGCAGGAUGAUCCAAAGAACGAGUUCGCCUUCGAAUUGGUUCCGUCACAGCACAUCGACGAACCGGUAUUCCCGACGACAUUCCAAUUCCAGACCACAGAAGGUGCCGUCUUCCAUACCUGGUCCUGGACCGUGUCACUAAUAAUUGGUGUCUGCAUGACCUGUCUCCGCCACAAAGACGAUCAGCGGCAGGAACCAGACUUCUCCACCACUGAUUCUGCAACACAAAACAUUUUGCAUAUCUUACGAGUACUCAGCUACCUUGAAGCCGCUGGGAGCGCAGUUCCUUCAGUUGCCUCUUAUAUGCGCCUUCUUUGUCAGCUGUGA
Molecule: messenger RNA, 960 nt
Organism: Cladophialophora bantiana CBS 173.52
Lineage: Eukaryota; Fungi; Ascomycota; Eurotiomycetes; Chaetothyriales; Herpotrichiellaceae
Exons: 2
Coding region: 1-960 (319 amino acids)
Source: RefSeq, a predicted model, not a curated record